UCAUUAACCUUUCCGCUCCGUUUAUUGCGGAAAUGCAAGAAAUGUGGCAGAAGGAAUGUCGAGAUGAAUCGCUUCGAUAACGCGUAUGAUGAUUGCGUAUUGGCGUGUGAAAAGUCCGACUGCAAAAGAAGCUUCACGACUUUCGUCAGUUAAUUGGCAGAGCAAAUCGAUAAAAUCAAUGCACAAUUCACUUGACACGGCCAACAAUUGUCCAUUAAAAUAGUUCAAUCGAUAUGCACCAACACUAAACGAACCGAAUCGAGAGAAUGGAACGCUACAAAACAUUCAUCCUCACAUUCAUAUCUGUAAACGGUAAUUAUUUGGCCACAAGUACCACGUACGGAAGACUUGCGAGUGCCGAUAACGUGAUCGUCGAAGAUCAACAGGCAUGUUGCUGGCAGAAAGCGACAGCAACCACGUUGUCGCCUCUUCAGGUUCGUCGCUAACCUUGAACCCCCAUUUUCCGGUUGGCCUCGGGAGAUGGGCCGGGAAGAGAUGAAAAGCGCAAAAGUAAAACUGGAAUCGCUUACCUCUGUGGCCGCGCCAUGCAAGAGAACCUGUUCGUUCGGUUGGUGCCGAGGGCGAGAUUCACUUCGAUCCAAUCUGAUAACUAAGGGCCAUAUUUAAUGCUUCGCACCGUGGGCCUCGUGCGAUCAGUAUUCAAAUCAAAAUGGACCGUUGCCUUCGCUGGACGUUUCUUGUGGUGGUAGUACUUUUUGUUGCCAGUAGUGCCUUUUCUGAAACAAUCGACGAUCCAGAGCUUCGUAUUUCAACGACGGUGAACAAGCAAACUGUGACAAGGACGGUCAGUUUUGGCAAACAAUUGGACGACGCCGUUUCCAUCGUUCUAGCAAGUGAAUUAGAGGAAAAUGUCCAAAGUAAUUGUGCGCCCGAUAACGAAAAGCUGGACUGUGGCGGGAACAGUUUGACGACCGUUUUUCCAACUGAUCCAACCGAUGCGAACACGGAUCUAACAACCGAAAGCGAAGAAUUAACGACGACGACGACGAUGAUGCCAACUACGACGAUGAUGCCAACUACGACGAUGCCAACGACGGAAAUUCCAACAACAAGUAGCACCAGUACAACCACAACGACAACUGCCGCGCCACUAAACCGUGGACGGAUGGAGCGUUUUGGUGGCAGAAGAAGUGGUGCUUCGGGGGCUCCAACGGUUCGUGCGAGGAAGUCGACCACGGUCAGCUCUCGGAUGAUACAAAGCCGGCGUGGUCUGUUUAAUCCGGAGCUGCGAAAUCGCUACUUGGGACGGUUCCGCAGCACCACGGAAGCUGGGGUCGGCAGUUAG
This is a messenger RNA of Anopheles cruzii, 1306 nucleotides long. Its product is annotated as mucin-5AC-like. The transcript has a single exon. The coding region runs from base 671 to 1306 and encodes 211 amino acids. The record is from RefSeq and is a predicted model, not a curated record. NCBI's taxonomy places the organism in Eukaryota, Metazoa, Arthropoda, Insecta, Diptera, Culicidae.